Molecule: messenger RNA, 1472 nt
Organism: Tarenaya hassleriana
Lineage: Eukaryota; Viridiplantae; Streptophyta; Magnoliopsida; Brassicales; Cleomaceae
Product: exopolygalacturonase-like
Exons: 5
Coding region: 140-1324 (394 amino acids)
Biological process (GO): carbohydrate metabolic process
Molecular function (GO): polygalacturonase activity
Source: RefSeq, a predicted model, not a curated record
AAUCGCAUUGUUAGCCUUGCUGCUAAUUCUUGGCGUCGUAGAAACGAGAUCAUCAUCGAACUACGUGGUUCGUGGAUUCACAGAUUAUUUUUACGACACUUUGUAUUCGAGCGAUCCUUAUUAUAGUGAUCCACCUGCAAUGGCUCCAUCUCCCAAAUCGGAUCCACCUUCAGAUCCUCCCAUCAUAAACUCUCGUGAUCACGGAGUUUUCGAUGUCACAGACUAUGGAGCGACACGAAAUUCCGAAACAGAGAGCAGUUCGGCAUUUCUUGAGGCGUGGGAUGAGGCCUGCAACCACGACGAUAACGAGACGACGUUUUACGUACCUGAAGGCAGAUUCCUGUUGGGUCCGAUCACAUUUAAUGGACCUUGCCGUGCCAAAUCGGCUAUCAAGAUAGAGUUGGUCGGAGAUUUAGUAGCUCUGGCCGGUUUAGAGGAGUUUCCGACAUCCGAGUGGAUUGAUUUCAGACAGCUAAACGGGAUCAUCAUCUACGGUCAGACCACCAUAGAUGGCCAAGGCGAAGGAGAAGCCUGGAAACAGAAAAGCUGCAAGAAAUCCGCCCAGUGCGACAGAUUAAUCACGUCUUUGAAACUCAGCGAUGUGUCGAAUGCAGUCGUUAGAGACAUUACUCUAUCGAACGGGAAGGCAUUCCACGUGACCAUCCAUGGAAGCCGAAACAUUACUAUCCACAAUGUCCAUAUCACUUCUCCAUGGGAUAGUCCCAACACAGAUGGAAUACACAUUAGCCACUCUUCUUUCGUCGAUAUUUCAAACUCCAGCAUCGGUGUGGGAGACGACUGCGUCUCCGUCGGACCCGGGAGCUUCAACAUAUCGGUCUCCCACCUACAUUGUGGUCCAGGCCACGGUAUCAGCAUAGGAAGCUUGGGGAGGUACAAGAACGAGGAAGACGUGAGAGGGAUUAGGGUUGAGAACUGCACAUUAAACGGCACGAGUAACGGCGUUAGGGUUAAGACAUGGCCCACGUCUCCUCCAAGCCAAGCUCGUGACAUGGUAUUUCAGAACAUUGCCAUGAACAACGUCUCUAACCCCAUCAUAAUUGAUCAAGAAUACUGCCCAUCGCAUAGCUGCAACAUGAAAUCUCCGUCUAUGGUGAAAUUGAGCGAUAUAGCGUUCAAGAACAUUAGCGGAACCUACAAUACUGAGUUCGAGGUGACGAUGUGGUGCAGCUCCGCAGUGCCGUGCGAGAAUAUCAGCCUCGCCAACGUUAAUCUCUCCGGUUUAGUGCAGUGUAAUAACCAGCAAGGCCGGUUUAGCUUAACCGGUGGUAUUCGUGGUCUUGAGGUUCUUAGCUCAAGCUUUUGAGUUUUUAUGGUCCGUCGUUGUAAUGCGAAUCAGUCUCCUAUUAAAAAUAACGAAAAGGAAAAAACAAAGGGUCCGAUUCUGAUAUUAAUUGGGCCUGUCAUAUCUCAUUACUAACAAGGGGCCCAUAUUAAAGCCCAUUAAGAAUGAU